GCCGUGUGCUCCUCAGAAGGACUUUUGGCUGCGCGGCCGGGGCUUGGAUGUGGGCGCCGAGGGACGGGGUCUGUGCACCGCAGCGGGCACCGGCCGGGGCGGGGGCGCUUCGCCUGCGCUGCGGGCUGCUGCCUGCAGCACCGCGGCUCAGCGAGUUGUACACCAUUUCAGCCGAGAUGUCUGAUCAUUCCAUCUGCAUACCUGGAGAUGCUUUAUUCCCUGAAUGGUCUUUUCAGUAACCACUAAAGACUUGUUGGGACUGAACACUGGAACAGAUGAGUUAAAUCCUUCUGGAAUGCUCUUCAUCAAACGUGGAUAUACUGGACUUUCUGGAUGUGCCUAAGGACACAAAGACUGAAGAAGUCCUGAAGAUUGAUGGAGGGCCAUGCUAUUCAAACAGCAGGCGUUGCUGAGACAGAAGCUCUUUGUGCUAGGCAGCCUUGCUAUUGGAAGUCUCCUAUAUCUAGUUGCCAGAGUUGGGAGUUUGGAUAGACUGCAGCCCCUCUGCCCCAUCGAUGGUCGUUUUGGACCCCGUGGCCAGGACGAAAUCCCGCUGCGAGCCCUGCAGUUCAAGCGAGGUCUGCUCCAUGAAUUUCGAAAGGGCAAUGCCACCAAGGAACAAAUUCGACUGCACAAUCUGGUUCAGCAGCUUCCCAAGGCCAUUAUCAUUGGGGUGCGGAAAGGAGGCACCCGAGCACUACUGGAGAUGCUGAACCUUCACCCUGCAGUGGUCAAAGCUUCUCAAGAGAUUCACUUCUUUGACAAUGAUGAAAACUAUGCCAAGGGGAUUGAGUGGUACCGGAAAAAAAUGCCUUUUUCUUACCCUCAUCAAAUAACAAUUGAGAAAAGCCCUGCGUAUUUUAUCACUGAGGAAGUUCCUGAAAGGAUUUACAAAAUGAACUCAUCUAUCAAAUUAUUGAUCAUUGUCAGGGAACCUACCACAAGAGCUAUUUCUGAUUACACUCAGGUGCUGGAAGGCAAGGAAAGAAAGAACAAAACUUACUACAAAUUUGAGAAGCUGGCUAUUGAUCCUAAUACCUGCGAAGUGAACACUAAGUAUAAGGCAGUGAGAACCAGCAUCUACACAAAACACCUGGAGAGGUGGUUAAAAUAUUUCCCAAUCGAGCAGUUUCACAUCGUGGACGGAGACCGGCUCAUCACAGAACCACUGCCAGAACUCCAGCUGGUUGAGAAGUUUCUAAAUCUUCCUCCGAGGAUAAGUCAGUACAAUUUAUACUUCAAUGCCACCAGAGGGUUUUACUGCUUGCGAUUUAACAUUGUCUUUAACAAGUGCCUGGCGGGUAGCAAGGGACGCAUCCAUCCAGAGGUGGAUACCUCUGUCAUUACCAAAUUGCGCAAGUUCUUCCAUCCUUUUAAUCAAAAAUUUUACCAGAUCACGGGGAGGACAUUUAACUGGCCCUAAACUAAACUUCAUACAACACUUUCUGUUGCACCUGAGGCAUGCAAUAGGAUGUCUCUGCUGAAAUAUGCACUUUUCAUAGAUACGGCUA
Ficedula albicollis (Collared flycatcher) is the source of this 1511-nucleotide messenger RNA. RefSeq names its product heparan sulfate-glucosamine 3-sulfotransferase 5 (gene HS3ST5). The coding region runs from base 386 to 1423 and encodes 345 amino acids. Gene Ontology annotation, molecular function: [heparan sulfate]-glucosamine 3-sulfotransferase activity. Lineage: Eukaryota; Metazoa; Chordata; Aves; Passeriformes; Muscicapidae. The transcript has 4 exons. The record is from RefSeq and is a predicted model, not a curated record.